Molecule: messenger RNA, 773 nt
Organism: Cucumis sativus (cucumber)
Lineage: Eukaryota; Viridiplantae; Streptophyta; Magnoliopsida; Cucurbitales; Cucurbitaceae
Product: small nuclear ribonucleoprotein SmD1b
Exons: 4
Coding region: 173-517 (114 amino acids)
Biological process (GO): spliceosomal snRNP assembly; RNA processing
Cellular component (GO): SMN-Sm protein complex; U12-type spliceosomal complex; commitment complex
Molecular function (GO): RNA binding
Source: RefSeq, a predicted model, not a curated record
CCUCGUCGUCCCUCCUUAAUUCUCAGUGUUGGGCCUUUUCUUCAUUUCCUUCUUCAAGGAAAGAAGGGCAGAAAGAAAAGAAAGAAAUAGGGACGAAACCGCGGCAAUCUCCCAAUUUCCUCUCCCCCGCUUCGUUGUUUGAAACCCUACAUUCUUCCUUUCCUCUCCAAUCAUGAAGCUUGUUAGGUUUUUGAUGAAGCUCAACAAUGAGACUGUCUCUAUCGAGCUCAAAAAUGGAACUGUUGUCCAUGGAACCAUCACAGGUGUGGAUAUCAGCAUGAAUACGCAUUUGAAGGCUGUGAAGCUAACUCUAAAGGGAAAAAAUCCAGUUACCAUGGAUCAUUUAAGUGUGAGAGGUAACAACAUCAGAUAUUAUAUCCUACCUGACAGCUUGAAUCUUGAAACUUUACUUGUUGAAGAGACACCCAGGGUCAAGCCCAAGAAACCAACUGCAGGGAGGCCUUUGGGGCGGGGACGAGGGCGCGGCCGUGGACGUGGUCGUGGACGUGGACGCUAGAUUUGAUGCAGUUGUUUCAAUUUUUGAGACCUGUAGUGUAAACACUUGCAUUGUAGGGAAAGAUUAUGAAUUUUGGGACACGAAAAAGUGGUAUUGCAAUUCACUGUUCAAUCUCGUAUGUAGUUUAUUACAAUGCUAUUCGGUUGCUUUUCAUAUGAUAGAUGUAGCCUUGCUAUGUUUUCUGGUGCUUGGGAUCUGUUAAUGAUUUACUCUAAUAUUGUCACAAUGAUAAAACGAGUAUGUCUCUAGAUUGGAA